AUGCCCCUUGUAGGAGCAUGGUUAAAAAUAUGGAUUUAUUUGAGUUUCAUCUUUGGAUGGACAAUAGGUGCACGACCACGAUUUGAUACUUCCACGGAUAUGGGAUUGGUUUUGAUACCAGCUGACGCGGAAGUCGAUUCAGUUAUAUUUCGAUUACGAGCUACCGAUCAGGAUGCAGAUUUUCCUCUUAUUUUUGAAAUCACUGGUAACUUAAUAAUUGUGAGAAUCGACAAUCUGCCUUGUACGCUCUAUAAUAAAGUGUGCCAGGCUAAUGUAAUUCUAACAAAGCGUCUAAUGCCUGGUCGUCUUCAUGAUUUCGCUGUGAGGGUUAAAGAUUCAAAGGGUGACUCGAAUUCAAUGCAAGCGACCAUUUCUGUCACGAAUGCUACCACUCAACGUGAUAAAAUAUUCCCGCACAUUCCUUCUCUGAUAAUGGUACCCGAGGACACUAAACCUGGUAAGGAAUUAGAUUAUCUUCUCGUUCGAGCUAACUCCUGGAGUGGUAAGCCAGUUUACAUCGAAUUAUGGGUAAGUCCAAUCAAUAAAUUGUUUACAAUCAGACAACGACAAACACCAUCGCAAACUCGAGGAGUUAUAACGUUGAUCGGUGAAUUGGAUUUCGAGACUCAAUCCAUGUAUACUCUCACAAUGUACGCGACGGAUCCUUACACAGAACCUGGAAAGGAUACAAGAAAUAUUGCUGGUUUAAACGUCGUGGUUGUAGUCCAAGAUGUACAAGAUGUACCACCAAUUUUUACUUUGGCACCACCUUUGACGAGGCUCAACAAUUCUAUACAACCUGGGGAUAUAAUAUUACGAGUUCAUGCAGAAGAUGGAGAUAAGGGCGUUCCUCGAGAAAUCGUAUACGGUCUCGUGUCAGAGGGCAAUCCUUUCACGCCGUUUUUUAAUAUAUCAGAAACGACAGGAGAAAUCGUUCUUGCCAGACCGUUGGAGGAACUAACACAAAUCACUCACGUCGGUGCACCUGUCGUACUUAGCGUCGUCGCAGAAGAAAUUAGAAGGACUCGGGAAGAACCACCUGCACAGGCAACCGUCGUUGAAGUUGGACUCUUGCUUGGAGAACCAGGAAAUAGUCCGCCUUAUUUCGAAAGUGACACUUAUGUUACGGUGAUAGAUGAAAAUCUAGAACCAGGAACUGUAAUUAGUUUUGGCGAUCAAUAUUCGACAAAAGUGCGAGACGAAGAUAUCGGUAAAGCUGGUGUGUUUGCGCUCAAAUUAGAAAAUAAUAAUGGCACUUUCGAAAUUAAUCCUACCGUUGCUGAACGUACCGCGGAUUUCAUUAUUACGGUACGAGAUAAUACAUUCAUCGAUUAUGAAAUAUACAAAAGCUUGAUCUUCAAGAUAGUCGCUCAGGAAAUUGGUCCAGCUACGAAUUUAUCUACAUCCGUACCGGUGACAAUUUAUCUACGAGAUAUCAAUGAUAAUCCACCAGUUUUUGAACAGGAUUCUUACGAGGUGACAUUAUCGGAAAAUGUUACAGCCGGUACACGUGUCGUACAGGUACACGCUACCGACAAAGACACAGGAGAUUUCGGUAGUAUACAGUAUACUCAGAUAAUCGGUCAAGGUAACGAAGCAUUUACAAUGGAUUCUGAUAGAGGAUUAAUAACGGUAGCUAUGGGAUCGUCUUUGGAUCGUGAGAUCGCAUCUAGAUUGGAAUUAUCGAUCGAAGCACGAGAUGAAAAUGGCAAGGGCAAUCGAGGUGUCGUACCUUUGAUAAUCAAUCUGAUCGAUGUAAACGAUAACGUGCCGAUAUUCGAAAGAAGUAUUUAUAUGUUCUUUUUAAAUUCUGAUUUGACUAAUUUCACAACAUCGGCCAUGAUAAAGGCUACAGACGCGGAUGCUGAACCACCAAACAACGUGAUCAGAUACGAGAUCAUUCACGGAAAUUACGAGAAUAAAUUCUAUUUAAAUGAGGUCACCGGUGAAUUGAUUUUACGAUCGCCAAUUACAAAAGUUAGAAGAAAGAAACAAAGUACUACCGGGAGAUUAGCUAACAAAUCGCAAAAAGAAUUACAUAGAGACGAUAAUACGAAAGAAUUGAUACUAAAGACGAUAACAACAACGCCGACUAAUCAUGGAGUAUCAAAACCAUCCAAUAGAAGUGAAUUAUUAAGAAAAAUUCGAGAAUCUGUUAAAACUCGAAGAAAACGAGAGGACGACGACGCUCUGUAUACUUUAACAGCUAGAGCAUACGAUCUUGGCGUACCACAUUUGUCGAGUUUAACACAAAUAAAAAUAAUGAGUGGUGGUGCAACAGAGGAUCGUAUUGUAAUGUUCGUUUUACCAGAAGAACAUCCAGAUCCAGUGAAAACUGCAAAAACAUUGGCUACGAUCACAGGUGCAAAAGUAAUCGUUCAAGACAUACGUCCAUACGUGACAACCAACGAUACAUCUAAUAUGUCAAGCGACGCUAAAAAGAGUAUCGUCGUUGCUAGGGUAGAAAAAAGUACUUCUUUCGUGGACAUAGAAAAAAUUCGAGAAACUUUAGCUGCUAACGGAGUUGGUAUAAUAAAUGAUACAAUAAUGAUGCCUGACUCUACCGGAAAAACAAUGAUAACUAAUAUCACUAAUACUGUUACUAAUGUGCAUAACGAAGACAUAACGGUGUACAAAGCUGAAAAUAAAAUACUUUUCUGGUUGCUCAUCAUUUUGGGCUUAUUGAUGCUCCUUGCUAUCGCUGCUUUGAUCAUUUGUUGCAUUUGUCCUGGCUGUCCUUUUUACAUGGCACCUAGAAAACGUCGAGUACAAUCAUCGGAGACUUUAAUCGUCCGAUCGGACGGAAGACCGAAGAGACAUCUUCAUCGAAAGCAACCGACAAUCGUUCAUGUAACCAAUAAUCAAGAAAGGAAGCAAGCGUGGAGUGCCGAUCCAACUCGAAGAAACUGGCAAUUCAAUCGACGAAACGUGAAAAAUUGUGGCCUGUCUUCUCUACCUGGUGACGUAGCUUAUAUUUCGACACACGCGAAUGAAGGACGAAUGAACGUGGAAUCCUCGAGGCAACGAGAUGAUCUGAUUUACGAUAAUUCCAGAAGAAUUACUGGACAAGAUCGAAUGUACGUUGAGGAUAUCGAGAGUAUAAAAAUGCGAGAUUAUCAAAUGGACGAUGGUGUAGAUUCUUUACAACGCGAUGAAAUCGAACGUAGCUCUGAUCAUCCUCGACAAAGUUAUAGAUACGAACAAGAGCAAGAUAUAAACGAUGAUAGAACGAUCAGGGAACAACAUUUUUAUCGCGAAGGAAACGCCGAGAUAUUGCGAUUGGUGACAAGAGGAGGAGAAACCGAGGACAAUGUUAUUCAACGUCAUGGUACGACCGUAAUCGUAGACGGCAAGGAUAUUCUUCUUAAAAGAUUUAUGGAAGAUCAAAAAAUAAGACAAGAAGCAUCAAUUCAGGAUAUCGAUGGUACACGAAGUAUAGAAUCGACUCAAAGAAUCCGCGAAACGACUCAUCAGCAACCAGAGAUUAUACUUAUACCACAAACUUUAAACAUUGCUCAUAGUCAGCACGUAGAUGAAAGUGGUCCAGGUGUACAGAAAUUACUUAUCGAUCGUAUAGAUUACGAGGAUACUCCUAAAGAAAAAGUUAUUCAUAUUUCUGACAAUGUACAACCUAUCAGGCAAGAAUCUACGAUCGUUAUUGGUGGUGGUGGUGGUGGUGGUGCUUCUGAAAGUACAGAUAAACCAAUGAUAUUAAACAAAGAUAACGUACAAUCCGUUAACGUUCAAUCUUACUCGUUUCAUGAUGUAGAAUUGGCACGACAAAAUGCUUUGCUGACUAGACUUUUAUUGGAACGUGAAACGAGAGCGAGUGGUCCUGCCAUGAUGGAUUCUACGAGUUACUUGGAGACUCAAAGUUUACCUGGACAAGUAGCUAUCGCAACUCAAACCGAUAGAACUGCUGCUACUCAAACUGAAAGACAUGUGAGAAGUAGAAGUGACAAUGAUGAAUCCGAGGAUGAGUCGAGGAUAAGGAAAAAGAUGAAAACUAAGAAGAGAUACGAGAGUGACUCAAAAAGAACUAGAACUUUGUGGAUGAAGUCACCGAUAGAAGAAGAACGAAGUCCCUGUUUUGAUAAACGUUUAAGUAUUCUCCGAAAGAAAGUUAAAGAGGUCAAAGAUGGAAGAAAGAUCUCAAUAGAGCCUGAAGUUCUUCGUGAGAUAUCCGACUCUUUGGAUGAUAAUGGUAGUUCUGGUAAAGGAGACGAUAAAGAGACAAAAACUUACGAACGAUCGACGGAAGAGACGAGUAUCAGAUAUGAAAUAUUAAACGAAGAGGAUAAUGGUAGUCCUUCGUCAAUCGAAAUCUCGAAAGGUAAAUUUGAUAAGGCUUUUGCCGAAAAGACGCAUCAUCAUCGUGGCCGUGAUGAUCGAAAAACAGAUGUCACCGAAUCAACUUCUUCUUCGGAACUCAAAGAAAUGACUGAAAAGCAUACGGAAAAACAAAUAACCAGUCCAAAGAAGGAGAUCAAAAAGAGCCAAAAGAAAACGGAAGGUAAACCUACUUUUCGGAUAUUGGAAAGGGAGAUUACAUUGUUGACAAAGAAACUCAGCAAAUUGGGCGAAAAAAAGAGUCAGGAAAGUACGAGAGGUGGAAGUACAUUUCAGGAAAAAACUACUACUACUACUACUAGUACGAAAAAAAGUUUAAAAAAGGACGUAGAUCAAAAGAUGUCCAAAAGAACAGAAGAUUCGAACAAGCAUAGAAUUAAAAUAUCAACAGAACAGCCGACUCCUAGCACGUCGAAAGUUACAGAACAAGGUACGAAUCAACGAAGGGAAGAAAGUACAACCAAACUGAGACACAAGUUAAAGUAUCAGCAAGUUCAAGUUACGAGUACAGGAAGUUCAGAAAUAGAGGAUACUCAUGAAAGAUCGAGAAAAGAGAGUUCCGAAUCGAAUCAAGAAAAUGUUAAAGAAAAGCAACUAUCUACGAUUCAUUCUAAAAUCAAAAGACAAUCUCACGUGGAAGAUCAGAAAGAAAAUCUCGCGUUAAAGGAUCAGGAAAGUGAGAAACAAAAGGAAUUUUCGAAAGAACAUUCGAAGUCUGAUUCGAAGUUUAGGAAAUUGGAUAAAUCGAUAAGCCAUUCUCAAAAAGAAAGUUUAUCGGAGGAAUUUAGUACAAGUACUGGUUCCGAUCGAAUGGAAAGCAAAAAGGAGUUGGGUCCUCGUCGUAAUUUCGAUAAAAGAACAAGUACAAGCUCUUCUGAUAAUGUUCCGAGACAAAUGGGUCAACGAAAAUCGAGAAAGAUGCGGGUAAACCAAACUGAAAAAAUUUCCGAUAUUUCGUUAAAGGAUAACUCGGAAAAGGAGGAUACUGAAAAAUACAAAACGAUUAUGAACGAUAGAAAUGUUAAAAAGAAAUCGAAAUUAAUUAAAGUGCAUGCAGAUGGAAAAAAGAAAGUUAUGAGUGAUUUAGAAAGUACAAAAGAGGAUGAUCGAGUGAUAUCAUUGAGAGAAGUAUUAAAAGAUUUCGUAGGUUUUGGAAGUAUCAAAAAAGAGACGAGCGAGGAACAAGCAUUUACCGAUAAUUUCGAGGAAAUACCGAAGGAAAUCGUUAAAUCUUCGCAGGAAAGUGAUAAUAUUACGAUCGAUGAAAAAGUAACAAACCAAAAGAUCGAAAUCGUUGACGUUCCUUCGAAGGAUGUUGAAGAAGAUACAAAAAGUAAAAUAAAAGAAGAUAAAAAAGCUUUCGAAAUAGGUGAAAUCGAUGAACGUUCCAUAGAUAAAAAGAAAACCGUAGAAGAUUUUAUCGAGGAAUUACAAAAAGAGAUCUAUAGAUCUCGUAUAUCGGAUAAACCAAAAAGCGAAAUUGCUAUUACUUCGAGCGUGUCCCCGAUCGAUAAAAUCUUAUCGAAAACUACAAUAAUACCUAGUACGUCUACGGAUAUAAUCCAUGAGAAAGUAUCUUCGUCAGAUAAGGUUGAUAAAAUUGAUUUCAAGAAUGGAACAGAAGUAACAAAAAAGGAAGAUGAAAUAACUACGAGGAAAGAUAUCGAGAAAUCUUUCGAAACGAAAAAUAAGGAUGAUUUGUCUGUAAAAGAUAGUGAAACAAUUCCCAUGCUCGUAAAUAUUGAAAAAGAACAAAAAAAAUCAUUUGACCAAUCUACAAAGAUAGAUAGUGAAAUCGCAAUGAAUUUAAUUGAAAUUACUGAUAAGAAUUUGCAAUUUACGUUAUCAAAGGACAACGAUAAAGUUAAAGAAAUCGAAGAUAAACCAAGUUCGUCUAAAUCUUUAGACGAUAAAGAUACGAAGAAAUUUGAAACGAAGGAUGUGAAAAAAGAUACAGAAGAUAAUUCGAUAACAACGAAUGAUCCAAGAUCUCUUAUGGACACGACGAAAAUGAUUGAAACGGUUUUAGAAAUCGCGAGUAAACGUAGUUUACCGGAAGUAAGUGACAUGGAUAAAAAGUUCGAACUUAAGGACUCGUCUAGUGUAAAAAGUGAAAAGGAUUAUGAGCAUAUAGAAUCACCUAUAAUCGAUAAAAAUAUGGAAAAUAAUGGUAAAAGAGAUUCGAUUCUUGUUAGUGCGGAAGUGCAUGUUGGACAAAUUGCUGAAGAAAUUAUGGACGAUAGUCGAGAUAAAGAUAAAAAAAGUUUCAUUGAAGAAAGUCAAAUUAGAACAUCGCCAGUUAAAGACAUUUCAAAAUAUCUUGAAAUGAAAGAUACAGAAAUUAUUGCCGACAAAGAUAUAUCAAUAAAAGAUAUUAAACAAAGUAGUAUAAAUGUAGAGGAGGAAGGUACUGAAAGAUCUCAAAUAAAGACAGAAGACACGAUAUUAAAGAAGGAGGAAGAAGGAACGCAAAGCGAUGAAAUCGAUAUAAAAAGAGACGAAAGUGAUAAAGAAAAGCAAGAAUUAGAGAUGACUUCGAUCGAAUUAUCUAAAGACAAGGAUGAAGAUAAAAAAGAUAUAAAAUCAAAACCUUUAAAAGAUGAAGUUACGAAAGAUUUGACAUCUCCAAAAAACUUGAAAACACAUGAAAAGCAAAAAUUAGAAGAAAUAAAAAUCACAAGUCUACCUCUGACUAAACCGGAACUUCCAAUAUUAUCAGACAUAGAAGAUCGAUUAACCAGCCAAAAGGAACAAAUGGAUAUGAAAAUAGUCGAAGAAUCAAAGGACUCUAUAGAUGAUACGAAUCCAAUUGAUCCGAUUAGAGUGGAAAAACCAUCGAAACCUCCUUCGCCGAUCAAAAUAUUAGAACCAUUGAGUCCCCAAGAAGAACCCAAAAUACAAACUGAUACGAUGGAUAUCGAUAUAGAGAAAGAAAGUAGACCAUUCGUUGAUAUCAGCGUGAUCAAAUCUGUAGAGGAAUUAAAAUUUGACGAGAUAAUUCAAUCGCGGUCAGAAGAUAAGGAUUUUUCUGAGAAAGAAAGCACGGUUUUGUUGGAGGACAAAGGUAAUCAAGGUAAUGUAAUUAAAUUAAAGAUGGAAGAGGACCAAGAGGAAAAAGAAGAUCCAAGUAAACAAGAUAAGGUCGUUCGUGAAAGCCUGGAUGAGACGAGCUUACAACCUGGAGAUGAAUUUGCAAAGGAAGAACUUCUAAAGAGGACGGAGGAAUACGAAAACGUAAGCCCUACAAUUUUUACGAGCAUUAUCGAUACACCGGAAGAUUCUGAUGAGAGUGACUCAUCCAGUGAUAUUUCCAGGAAAACGACAUUGACCACGAGACCGUACCAAACGCCUCGACAUCGUGCUAAGGAUGUAUCUGAAAAAGAAAUCCUUUCGAUGGAAAUGAUCGAAAGUGUAUCUGACGUUGAUAAUAUGGAAUUGAGGGUUGAAAAGUUGAAAGAUGAAAAUGGCGAACAUCAAGUAAUCGAUGUAACUAUGGACGUUAUAAAAAAUCUUCCUACUGUAUCGCACGAGACAAUGGAGUCUGAAAAAGACGAUUUAAACGAUAAAAAUAUCGAGAUAGAUGAGAAAUCUAAGGAGUCAAUCGAAAAAAGUUCACCUCUUAUACAAAAAACAUCAAGUAUAGUUACUGAAAAUCAAGAAAAAAAAUCUAGUCCACAAAAAGUGAAGGAUAUAAAGGAUCCGGAUAAUACAAAAACGACGAUAGUAAAAUAUGAUUCGAAGAUGGAAAAGGACGAUAAAUCUGAUGAGAUUAAGGACAAACAAGUAAAAAAAUUAGAAAAGGAUACAAAAGGAGGAAAGCAAUAUCCAGAACGUUCGAAAGUCGUGGCUCGUAAAGAAAAGAAAAAUGUUUCAGAGGAAGUAACCGAAAUUAAAAAGGAUCCAUCUUUGGGAAAAACAUUUCGUCAACCUAAACGACGUCCUUCCAAACCGGCCGAAGGUCAAGUGGAGAAAAAUUUGGAGAAAAAAUCAGAAAAAGAAAAGAUAACGGUAACGUCGAAGAAGACGGAGGAGGAUCAAUCGAGAUCGAAAAAAUCGAGAUCGAGCAGUGGUGAGAAAUCGUCGAGUUCACCAAAAACGGGUGACACUGAAACUGGCAAGACUCGAUCUAAAUACAUGGCUUGGUACACGAAGAAAAGAGAAGAAAUGGAGAAAAAGAGGGAAGCUAAAAGAACCGAAGAACAGGACGAACAGGAUCAGCAGUUACCACGUUGGUUGAGAAGGAGUUUGGCUCAUAAAAGAUCGAUUCCCGAUGAGAAGAAAAAAUUAGAGAUUAAAACACCAGAAAUAACACCAAGAACUAGACGCAAAGUGAAACCUUUGGUAAACGUUGAGUCUGAACAAUUAAAGGCUAUUGUUCGUCAAGGAAGAAAAUUGAGAAAAGCCGAAGGUGAACAAUACGAGGAUCCUCCGAUACAAAUUUUUGCCUCGACUCCACCUGCACCACCAUCCGCACCACAGCCAACACUGACGGAAUCAAAAUAUCCUCGUCAUCAUUUAUUUCAACAUUCCGAAUAUAAAUAUGAAAAAAUGCCAGCACCAUUUUAUCUUCAUCCUCCGCCAGCACCUCAUCCCUCGCCGCAAUUAUCACCGGAACAUUACGAUUCACAACGAACGACUGAAUUCGUAAGACCGGAUGUCGAACUUGAUUCUGGUACCGGUGUAUCGAUGACACCAGGUCAGACAAGAUUACGACAUCAACAAUUACUUGAGAAAAAGAGCGUCUUUGAUAUCGCUUACAGUGAAGCUGCACCGUCGCAAUUAAGAUCGGAUAGUACAACGCCUCCUUCUUAAUCAAUUGGAAAGUGUAAAAAAAUCCUGAAAAGAAAAGAAAAAAAGGGAAUCUUCUCCUUUUAUAAACGUGCAAUAAAAUAUACGAUACU
Vespa crabro (European hornet) is the source of this 9251-nucleotide messenger RNA. RefSeq names its product cadherin-86C. The transcript is spliced from 17 exons. The coding region runs from base 1 to 9162 and encodes 3053 amino acids. NCBI's taxonomy places the organism in Eukaryota, Metazoa, Arthropoda, Insecta, Hymenoptera, Vespidae. The record is from RefSeq and is a predicted model, not a curated record. Gene Ontology annotation, biological process: homophilic cell-cell adhesion. Gene Ontology annotation, molecular function: calcium ion binding; cadherin binding. Gene Ontology annotation, cellular component: plasma membrane; catenin complex.